This is a messenger RNA of Rhagoletis zephyria (snowberry fruit fly), 1483 nucleotides long. It is a transcript of the gene Tango9, whose product is annotated as transport and golgi organization 9. Lineage: Eukaryota; Metazoa; Arthropoda; Insecta; Diptera; Tephritidae. The record is from RefSeq and is a predicted model, not a curated record. Gene Ontology annotation, cellular component: intracellular membrane-bounded organelle; membrane.
CAUAUUUUUUUCUUCAACGACGCGGGACGGGUGCUGAAGGUGAAAAUAUACUAACACGGGGCGAAAGGGAAUUUUCCCCGAUUCACCUGUUGCUGCCGGCGGUAUUGGAUGCCAUUGCUUCGGCUAUGAUGCUUACCGGCCUCUACUUAACUUAUAUAUCCAGCUUUCAGAUGCUGAGGGUUGCUGCCCUCAUAUUCGUUGGUAUAUUCGGUGCCAUUCAUCUCAAUCAAACGCUUACUGCACGCCAUUGGAUGGCUAUGUUCACCAUCAGCUGCGGCAUUGUGGUUAUCAUGUCCGUUGACGUGCAUCGUGUUGAAUAUGAUCGCUCUUCCUUGCCCAAAUGGGACGGCAAUGCAGUGUUAACCGGCAACUUACUAGUUGUUUUCGCACAAAUUUUCCAUGCCGCCAAAUUUAUUUAUGAUGAAAAGUAUCUUAAGGGUACUGAUAUACCGACAAUGUUAGCUACCGGCUGGCAAGGCAUAUUCGGUCUAUUGUUCACGCUUCUGCUAGGCUUUUGCCUAAAUUUCUUACCUUCACCUGUUCCGCUUAAUAAUAAUACACGCGAGGUUUUUGACGAUCUUGGCGAUGUUAUUCCGCAAAUACGUAGUAAUCCAACACUGUGGGCACCUGUUAUUAUAUUUAUCAUUUCAAGUGCGUGCUAUAACUUUGCCUCGUUAACAAUUGUGAAAUACUCGUCUUCAGCAAAUCGAUUACUUGCCGAUGGCCUGCGUAUUUUUCUCAUUUGGUGGAUGGCAUUCUUGUUGGAAUGGGAAAUGUUCAAUCUUAUCACUAUUAUGGGCUUCAUAAUACUACAAAUGGGAACGAUCGCUUACCGUAAUGCGAUCUUCAUCGAAUGGUAUCGCUCUUUACUAGCUCGUUUGAUGCGCAAUAGAUACGCUGAUCUAACGGUCGAAACGGGCAACGAGGGUGGAGAAGCUGGCGUGUCGACUAAUCGUCCAGCAGAUGCUAUUUAAAAUAUUGCAGCUGUAAUGGCCAAAACGCGCAUUGUUGUGAUAUGUUGAGGUGUAAAAUCGAUCGUUUCUUGAAUUUAUGACCAAAAGCGACUAAUUUUUGUAAACUAUGUAUUUAAGAAUGGGAAAUUGCGAUUUUCUUUAUUUGAAUUAACAAAUAGAUAAAUAUCUGUGGCGCCUGUGUAUUAAGUAUAUAUUAUAAUUUGAAAUUGAAGAACUGUCUAAUUUUGUUACGUAAAUUAUCUAUGUUGUAAUCUUAACUUUUGGAAGUAAAUACUUUUCGCUACGAGUAGGGAAAGGUCAUCCUUUAAUCCUGACACACCGAAACCGGUGAUGUUCCGGAGUCACAGAUAUUUUGUUAGAUAAUAUUAAAAAAACGUACUGAUUCAUCUGACUAUUUAGUGGAAAAAUUAAAAGGUAUUUGAUUUAACAUUGAUUAGCGAUUAACCAAAAAUUUGAAAAUAUACAUGCAUACUUAUUGAGAAAUAUACAAUAAAUACUAUUAAACCCCA